AUGUUGGCCGGUCUCCUGCUAUUCGCAGGCUGUCUGAGCUCGAUCGAUGCCAUCCCUCAUCUGAAGCGCAAUGCUGCUCGAUUGGAGCCUCGCCAGUUUGCGUCGUCCUGUGUGCCUUCUACCGUCACUGUCUUGACAACUAUUCCUCAAUGUACAGGCAACGCUUGCGCUGUGCAGACCAUUACAUCUCAAGGUCAAUCAUUCAGCGUUUCGACUCUUGGCAGCGCUAGCGGAAUUGCUGGCCAGGUCUUUGGCGGGACUACUUUCGAUAACCCCGCUUCAACUGUUCAAAAUGCUGGAGUGGACGCUUUCACAAUCUGCGAUGAUGACUGCACUGUCGCCGGCGUUCCAUUCCCGUCUGGCUCGACCGUCUUUUUCACCAACUUUGUUCCAGUACCGCCGGGCACCAAUGUCGCAGGUGGUACCACAGUGACUGACCCAAAUGUGCCGGUCACCACUCCUGGGCUGGCUACAAGCACAUUCGUCUCAACUAUCAUCAAUGGCCAGACUAUUACAGACGCGAAUCAGCUCGUAACGACAACUCGCAUGGGCAAUGAUGGCACAAUCACGACUGUUGUUCAGACCAUUACACAAAUCCUUAGCCCGAACGGCCCACAGACAUUUACAGUCAUCGUACCUGGUACUGGAACAACUGUUACAAGAACCAUCACUGUUACCAAUGGUGGUCCCGGUGAUUUCCCAUCCUCGACUUCUGCUCCUGUAACAACAGUGCCAGGGGUAACAACAUCGCCUGGCGGCACAAGUUCACUACCGCCGGUGACAUCUGGUUCGUCAAGUGUACCGGGUCCACCAAUUCCUACUACAGGGCCAGGUUCAAGCAGUUCUUCGGUUGUGAGCACUUCAGGCACAGUAGAUGGUCCCCCAGGGACGACGACGCCCGGUACCUCCAGCACGACGUCGGCUACAACGCCGCCUGAGGGACCACCAACUACCACUUCUGUGACGACCAGCAUUUCUGUUACUUCCUCUACAACCUCUGCUUCUGCUACAUCUUCCGUCAACCCCAGAGCUUGUAGCACUGGAGAUGAGUGCACCAACAACGGUUUCCCUCUUGGUAUCUGUCUCGAUGCGAGUAAUGUGCCAAUCGUAGGUGGCCUUGGCGUUGACACUGGAUUCUGUGCGCUGUCUGCCAUUCUCCCGCCAUUUGCCGCAGGUUCUAGUGCUGCCGACUGUCUCACUUCGGAUGACUGUACCAACAUCGGGCUGAGCUUGUGUCUCUUCACUGCAUUGCCUGUGACCGGUGGCCUUCCACUCGAAGUCGGACGAUGUGUACUUGGUGCCUCGACUGAACCUAAUCCUGCGGCUGAUUCUGGCGGUAUUGUGACAGGUCUGCUCUCCCUCAACCAGCCUUGUACCGCCACCAGUCAAUGCGGCGUUGGACUCUGUCUGCCUGUCCUCCUCAGCCCAAACAACGGUCUCUGUCUUCUUCAGGAUCCUGUGGGAGACAUUCUGACACCGCUUGGUCAGUCGUCGUCAACUGGUGGUGGAACACCGACUGCUGGCCUCUCCGGCGUCGUGAAUACCAUCCUUGGUCCAAUCACACCCACAACCGAGCCACUGACCCCGGUUGUUGAUGGUAUUCUCGAUGGUGUUGGCACCGUCGUCGACUCUCUCGGCGGUGGCAAUGCUCCAGGCAGCGGUGCAGGCAAUGGCGGUGCUACCUCCCCAAGCACCACGACUGGCGCUGGUGGCGGCAUCCCUGCCAACCCCUUACCGUCCCUGAUUGCUAAUGUCGGAGAAGCAAUUGGUGGAUUGGGUGGAACUAGCACCGCUCCUGGCCCUCUGGCAGCUGUGACGGAUUUGACGAACGCUGCUGCCGGCCUUGUUGGUGGGCUUCUUGGCGGUGGCCAACAAGCUCCAUCCGCUCCUGCUGCUCCUGCCUCGCCGACCACUCUUUUCACACAAACUGCCCCCGCUCCACCUACACUUGCGCUGUCUGAAACUCCUAGCGUCACUGUGCCAACACUGGCUGCGCCGACGUUCGCUGCACCAAGUAUUGCCGUCCCAAGCAUUCCUGUACCUUCCGUCGCACUGCCCAGCGCACCUGCUGUACCUGGCGGCUCGGGUCUGCUAGGUGGUCUCGCAGGCACUGUCGACGGAGUCGUCGGAGGCUUGCUCGGCUAG
This is a messenger RNA of Protomyces lactucae-debilis, 2145 nucleotides long. RefSeq lists its product as uncharacterized. NCBI's taxonomy places the organism in Eukaryota, Fungi, Ascomycota, Taphrinomycetes, Taphrinales, Protomycetaceae. Bases 1 to 2145 code for a protein of 714 amino acids. The transcript has 2 exons. The record is from RefSeq and is a predicted model, not a curated record.